Molecule: messenger RNA, 3270 nt
Organism: Fragaria vesca subsp. vesca
Lineage: Eukaryota; Viridiplantae; Streptophyta; Magnoliopsida; Rosales; Rosaceae
Product: receptor-like protein 12-like
Exons: 1
Coding region: 1-3270 (1089 amino acids)
Molecular function (GO): protein binding
Source: RefSeq, a predicted model, not a curated record
AUGAGAACUCUGUUCCUCCAUUUAUUCCUAUUCCUAACCAUUACUAGUAUUACCACCCUCAUUACUGCUGUUGAAAGCAACUGUAUUGAAGAUCAGCAACUAUCACUACUCCAUUAUAAGAAAAGCCUUGUAUAUGUAAUUGAGCCUCCUUCCCCCAGGCUUAUUACAUGGGACUCAAAUAUUGAUUGCUGUUCUUGGCUUGGUGUAACUUGCAGCACUAAUGGAUAUGUUAUCGGACUUGACCUCAGCAACGAGUUUGUUUCAUGCAACAUCGACAGUUCCAGCAGUAUCUUCCAACUUCAAUAUCUUGAGAGCCUCAAUUUGGCCAAUAACGUCUUCAGUGGCUCUAAAAUUCCAUCUGCAAUUGGAAAGCUUACUAAUCUGAGGCAUCUAAAAUUAGCCAGUGGCUAUUUUACUGGGCAGAUUCCCGUGGAGGUUGCACGCUUGACAAGGUUGGUUACUCUUGAUCUCUCUAGAAACAAUUACGAUGGGGUAUCGUUGAAAUGUGAGAAUCGAAGUUUAGGCAUGCUAAUUCAGAAUCUCACAGAGCUUGAGGAGUUAUAUCUUGAUGCAGUAGAGAUAUCUACACAGCAGAGUGACUGGUGCGAAGCCAUAUCAUCUUCACUGCCAAAUCUGAUGGUGUUGAGCUUGUACAGUUGUGGUCUUUCAGGCCCUUUAUGUGAGUCCCUUGCUACUAUCCAAUCUCUAUCUGUGAUUCACUUAGAUAGCAACUACUUCAAUUCUCCAGUUCCGAGAUCCUUUGCCAAUCUUUCAAACUUGACUUCCUUGAGCCUUUCUCGUUGUAACUUGUUGGGAACAUUUCCGAAAGAGAUCUUCCUUAUUCAUUCCCUUCAAUCCAUUGAUCUUUCUAGUAAUCUAGAACUUGGUGGUUCCUUUCCAGAGUUUCCAAAGAAUAGGACAGAACUCUCAACCAUAUCUCUUUCACAUUGCAAGUUCACUGGAUCCCUCCCCAAGUCAAUUGAAAACCUCACACAAUUGGUAGACAUGGACAUUUCAUGGAACAAGUUCAAUAGUCCUAUCAGUUCUAUUCACUGGGAAGCCCUUGUUCAUCUGGAAAGCCUUGACUUGAGCAACAAUCUUUUCUAUGGGAGCAUUCCAUCAUCUAUUGUUUCUCCUCCCUUGCUGGUUGCAUUAGCGCUUUCCAAUAAUCAUUUCUCUGGUCAAGUCCCUGAAUUUUCCAAUACACCAUCGCAGUCACUUCGCAACCUUCUUUUGGGAAACAACAAUUUGGAAGGAGAAAUACCAACAUCUAUCUUUAAUCUUCAAGGGCUUAUGUAUCUUGAUAUUUCUUCAAACAACCUCAGUGGCUUCCCUUUUACUGGUCCUCAGCAGCCCAGAACUCUUUCAUUUCUUGACCUUUCCCACAAUAACUUGUUGUUUGAUUACAAUGGUACAAGUACCUCCUUCCUUCAGAUUGAAGUAUUGUUAUUGGCUUCAAACAAGUUGAGAGGAUUCCCAGAUUUCUUGAAGAAUCAAUCCACACUUUGGCGACUGGACCUUUCAAGAAACCAGAUUCCAGGCCAAAUACCUGAUUGGAUUUGGAGGCUCAAUUCCCUUUUACUCCUAAAUCUUUCUUCUAACUCCAUUGUAACUCUAGAACCUCUUCUUCCUAAUUCUACUUGUAUGUUAGCAAAUCUUGACCUUAGUUCUAACAAGUUGAGAACACUCCCAGACUUCUUGAGAAAUCUGUCCACAUUAAGUUACUUGGAUCUUUCAAACAACCAAAUUCAAGGCCAGAUACCCAAUUGGAUUUGGAGGCUCAAUUCUCUUAAAGAACUGAAUCUUUCUCGUAACUCUUUGGAAACUCUAGAAGCUCCUUUACCUGAUUCUGGCGUCACUUCUCUUGAUCUUCACUCAAACCAGUUCCAGGGAAAAAUCCCAUUGUUCCUGCCAUCUGCCCAUUUUUUGGAUUACUCGAGAAAUAAUUUUAGCUCUAGUAUACCGAUUGAUAUUGGUAGUUUCAUCUCUCAAACAAAUUUCUUCUCUCUAUCAAGCAAUAACUUGCAUGGAACCAUUCCAAGCUCAAUCUGCAUUACAACUGGUAUGGUUCUUGAUCUGUCCUAUAAUGCUUUGAGUGGCAUCAUUCCACAAUGCUUGACUCAACUUUCACUUGCAGUCCUUGACUUAAGGACAAACAACCUUACUGGCACUAUUCCUGAUAAUUUUCUUGAGCAUUGUAAGCUACGAACUCUUGAUCUCAGCGGAAAUCAGAUACAAGGUCAGUUUCCAAAAUCUCUUGUCAACUGCUCAAGUUUAGAGAUUUUAAGUCUCGGAAACAAUCAGAUUACAGAUACAUUUCCAUGUUUGUUGAUGACCAUGUCCACAUUGCGUAUCCUUGUUUUGCGAUCCAACAAAUUUUAUGGUAGCUUUGGAUGUCCCAAGACCAACAACACAUGGCCUAUGCUGCAAAUUAUAGAUCUUGCACACAACCAUUUGAAUGGUGAAAUACCAGGAACUUCUUUUGCAACAUGGCAGAAAAUGAAGGUCAGCGAAGAUGAAUUCCUAGCGAACCUUGGAUUUUCAUACGCACCUCUGUACACAACUGAGACUAUCGGGCUUGAAGUUUAUUACAGAGAUACAAUAACAACCAUCAUCAAAGGUUUGCAGUUGAAUCUAGUAAAGAUUCUAACUAUCUUCACCUUGAUUGACUUCUCCUCCAACAACUUUAGCGGAUCGAUACCUAAGGAAAUUGGAGAGAUGAAAGCAUUGUAUGUCCUCAACUUAUCUGGUAAUGCUUUCACAGGUGAAAUCCCAUCAUCUUUUGGAGACAUGAGAACCAUAGAGUCCUUAGACCUCUCACAGAACCGUCUAAGCGGCCACAUUCCCCAACAGUUUGCAAAUCUCAAUUUCCUUUCGUUUUUGAAUGUCUCAAAUAAUCAACUGGUGGGCAAAAUACCAACUAGCACUCAGUUUUCAACAUUUCCAAAUACUUCCUUUGAAGGCAACCAAGGGUUAUGGGGGCCUCCUCUGACAUCGGAUACACUAGCUUCAUUGCCACCACCUACGUCAAAUGGAAGUUCAAAUAACCCGAAUUCUGGAGAUGAGAUUGAUUGGGAUAUUAUCAGUGUUGAAAUUGGAUUUACAUGUGGAUUUGGAAUGGCCAUUGGAUCACUUUUGUUUUGCAAAAGAUGGAGGGAACGGUAUUACAAAGUAAUGUGCAACAUUCUUUUGAAGAUAUUUCCUCAGCUUGAACAAAGAUUUGGUAAUCAUAGAAGACAUGUUUACAUAAACACAAGGUGGAGGCACUGA